Annulohypoxylon maeteangense is the source of this 3600-nucleotide messenger RNA. Its product is annotated as meiosis protein SPO22/ZIP4 like-domain-containing protein. The record is from RefSeq and is a predicted model, not a curated record. The transcript is spliced from 12 exons. Lineage: Eukaryota; Fungi; Ascomycota; Sordariomycetes; Xylariales; Hypoxylaceae. Gene Ontology annotation, biological process: meiotic cell cycle; regulation of synaptonemal complex assembly; regulation of DNA-templated transcription. Bases 1 to 3600 code for a protein of 1199 amino acids. Gene Ontology annotation, molecular function: zinc ion binding; DNA-binding transcription factor activity, RNA polymerase II-specific; protein binding.
AUGGAAAGCAAUGGCAGCCACGCCAAGGACAAGAGGCCCGACAACGACGCCAGAUCGAAGGACGACACCCCUACGACCUCAACCACCACCACACCACCCGAUAAUGCCAAUAAGAGCCCCAAGAAGAGGCGCAAGGUAAACCAUGCUUGUGUAUACUGCCGUCGAUCUGAGAGACCGUGUACGAGAUGUAUCAAGCGCAAUAUUGGACAUCUCUGCCAUGACGAGCCUCGGGAUCCGGAUUCCAAGAAGCCCAAAGGCUCCCACGGCGCGGCUGGACACGACGAAUCAGAUAACCAGCCUGAAAUAUCGCAAAAUUCAAUAGAACAGAGCGCUGCUGCAAUGGCACCGCCUUCGUUUGACGGAACUGGAGCUGGUCAGAGAACCAAGCAAGGUUUUGGUGCAGGUGCACUAGGCCAGACAAACCCCCUACAGCUUGUGUCACCUAAUCCGGUCUCUAAUAUGCAGGCCAAUGGCUCUGGUAGCAAUAUGAACCAAUUCGGCGGGUUCUCUGACGCCUGGCUAACCGCCCAAAAUCAAUUCCACGAUAUGCACCAUUACCAUCCUCAAUAUAUGCUUGCCCCAGAAGUCACCCACGAGUUUAACUUGCUCAAUGAUUUUUUAAAUACCAGCCUUCUCGAUGACGCCGGACAUCUGCCGGAUGAUCAAAAUCCGUAUAUCAGAAAUAAUCAGUCACAACCUAACCAAUCCGACAUGGCGGGCUACGCGAGCGGCAGUAAUAAUCUUCUAGCUACGGGCGCAAUGCAGGCAGGCUCGAUGCCUCCGCCGAGCACGGAGGCGAGCUCCAGCAUCGUCCCGGUGGAUAAGACGCGUGAAUUCUACCUCCAAGCAGCAGAUCCUUCGGGAAACGAUACGCCCGAAGCGCGCAUGCAACGUGUGAUGAAGGCCAAGUACGACGCUGGUAUGUUGAAGCCAUUCAACUACAUUAAGGGGUACGCCAGACUGUCGUCGUAUAUGGAUGGUCAUAUCGCUCCCGCUUCGAAACAAAAGAUCCUACGACAGCUAGAUCGCUUUCGACCCAAGUUCCGCGAGAAGGUUCAAGGACUUACGGAUAUCGAAUUGGUCUAUGUAGAGAUGUGGUUCGAGAAGACCCUGUUAGAAUACGACCGGGUCUUUGCGGCCAUGGCGGUUCCAGCUUGUUGCUGGAGAAGGACCGGAGAGAUAUUCAGGGGUAACAAGGAGAUGGCCGAACUCAUUCACGUUCCCGUGGAGAGACUACGAGACGGGAAGAUCUCACUACAUGAGAUACUGACGGAAGAUUCGCUCGUUCGGUAUUGGGAAGAAUUUGGCACUAUCGCGUUCGAUGCGGCACACGACACGCUCCUAACAGCAUGUGCUUUAAAGAACCCGGAUGAUCGAUCGAACGACCCAAUCGUGAACUGUUGCUUUUCGUUUAUGAUACGCAGAGAUGACCACAAGAUGCGGCUACAGGAGAAGAAUAAUGAACACGAGCUGAAGGAACUCGUUGACAAGUUGGAGAAUCAGAUCAACACUGUCAAGGACUAUUUUCUUAAGAUUCAUGGCCCACACCGCCACGCACAGCUCGACAUGCCGGGCACUGAUCUUUGGAAUUUAUGUGUUCAGAUUAAACGACAAGAUGACGCUGAUGUCUCUCCAACAAGAAGCAAACUCCUAGCCCUUGCCCGGGUAUUCUCAUUUCUAAUUCUGGCACUUGCACAACGGGGUAACCACAGCGAACCGGGAGAUCUCCUUCGCCUGGAAAAAUUGGCAAUUAAAACCGGCAGAUCGUGUAUUGGGGCGGGCGAGCUCAGUUUCGCGCUCAUGGUUCUGCAAAAAGCCGCCGACUGUAACGGAUUGCUGCAGCAUCUGCAAGCAAAGCUGCCAAGCGAGGAGCUAGACUCCUGCAGAAGACUAGAAUCAGAGUAUUUUACGCUUCGUAUAGCACUGGCCUGGAAAGAAGACCGCCUCGACGUGGCCGACCAUCUAUACGAAAAGAUGCAGGAUGGCAAAACCGAUAUAGAUCCUACAUCGGCUGAGAAUUUGGCCGACUCGCUCUUCGAAAUUGGGAAAGAUCUAACAGAGAAGAAAAACUACCAAUUGUCAGUCAAAUGGCUGCAAAGGGCCUACGAAGUCAUCAACGGCCAAGAUCUAGAGCAACUGUCAAGAGAGGCCAUUGAAUUAAGAUUGGCAAUUUCCCAAGGGCUUAUCCGCGCAUAUUUAGAUCUGGAUACAGCAGAUGGCUUUCAGAAGGCCGAAAACCAUGUCUGCUACAUUGAAUCUGAGAUAGGUGACAAGCUUGUUGUUCUUUUGCUUAGAUUAGAGCUUCUACUCAAGUCGCCAGCCGAAGUAUUUGACAGCAGCGGAUAUGCCGGCGUUCUCCGCCGGAUGAUUAGGAGCCUUGAUAUUUCGGAAUCGAGUUUCAACCUCGUAAUACACCAUAUACGUAAACUUGACGAUAAGAGCCCGAGCCUUGCCUGUUCGACUCUGGACGAAUUCAUAACAUCACGAGUUUUGCCUACCCAACAUGACCCCUGGGUGGAACGAGUUGCCGUCCUUCGCACUCGAAUGGCAACAUCGCACCAGGACACUCACGAAACAGUACAGGGUCUUUCGAACAUAUUCGAUAGCGUUGAGGCUAACUUGGAAAAAUCUUUGCCGGCUGCUGCUGUCCUUGCCAUACAGAUACUCGUAUGGAAAAGGGUUGAUGCUUUAUCUAGUCAAGGAGAGUUAGAGCUGGCAGAGAAAUGGUGCCACGUAGCUAUGCACCCAGCUCUCCGACAUUCUGGUCCGGCGAAUGCAGCGAAGAUCGCUAGGAAAUUACUCGGUUGUGCCCUCCAAAGGAACAAUUUAGAGAAUGCUGCAGAGAUUCUCAGAUCCAUGAGCGAACCAGCCAAGAAGGAGCCGAUGACCUUAUAUCUGGCAUACAAACUAGCACUUAGAACCGGAGAUCGAGAAAUGGCCUCCGAGUGUUUGAGAAAUAUCAGCGAGGUCUCGUCAAACGACCCGCAAUACCUCUAUGCAUGCUGCAUGGACGCACAGGAAGCCGAAGAUAAGAUGUGCGCAAUCGAGGCAUUGCAACAUCUGAUCCGAAAAUGCGAAUACAGUUCACCUGAUGCGGUUCACUUGCCGGCCUUGCUUCGUGUUGUCAUUCGUCUUGAAACAUCAUUAAUGAAUAAUCAGGAUUGCAUUGAUGACGUCUCCUUGCUUGUAGAUGAUAUCUGUCAGGUUUUUGAAGGCGUCCUCUACUCCACGUUGCGCAAAAUUAUUAACCACAUAUUUUCGCUUGAACGAUUCGAUAAUGAGAAGCUCGCCAAGUACUUACGAUGCCUGCUUAAGGCUACACUUGCCUCAGAGCCCGAAUUUCCCCUGAAGAUCACCGAAGACAUUUGUAGGCUUGUGAAACAAUGCGCAGACAACCAAAAGCCCAUCCCCCCUCAAGAGGUUGAAUGGUUUGCGACGACGGCGUUCAAUCACGGAGUGGACCUCUAUGGGGCCAACGAAGAUGAACUCAGUAGGAAGUGGGUUUCCCACGCACUCACAUUAGCACACUACCACCAAGAUGGAGGCGAUUUAGAGCGAGAGCUUCAGAAGAGGCAGAUUAACCUCAAAUGGGAUGCUUAA